GAUAUAGGACGGGGAAUGUAUUAGGGGCUCUUUCUGGAUGCAAGUCUCAAACUCAGAGUCAAUCUCGAUGUGUAGAAACGUGCCAAUGUUCUAACCGCCGGCGAGCUGCAUAUCACGUCUGGGCGUUCUUCAUCACGAUGCUCAACGGAAUCUGCAGCAUGGGCACGGCGGUAAGGCCAAAGGCACGAUUCCCGCGCUCUCUAGCUGUUGUAAUAUCAGCUCAGCCAGAAUGUCGGUGAGUAGCGCUCGAGGGUGGGCAAGUGCGAGCAGAGUACGUGUACAGAAGGAGGCCCCCCCGCGGGCUCAACAGAUGCACCGCACGACGUGUCACCACCAGGGCAGGGCCAGACCUGGCGCCGCGCGACACGACGGACGGUACCGAGCAGAGGCGACUUUUGACAGCGAAGGAGAGCGAACUCGGCUGCUGGUGGAUGACUCGGCCCCGGCUGGGCUUGGGUCACGGGCUGUCAGUCACGGCGGCGUCCAUUCACACGGCGGCAGGCCAGCCUCACAGGCACGGCGGACGGCUCGGCUGGGACUCGGGCAUGCUGCAGGCAUGGAAAGCCGUCGAAGGGCCAGAUGCACGAUCCCGACUCGUGCGCUGAGUUCGCAGCUGCUGGGGCUUGCCGCCGACGCCGCAUCGCCCGUCCAGAGUAAUAUGGCCCUCCGCCUUGUCCAAGCCCCGUCACCUGCUUAACAACACCCUUUCACACUGCUCUGCUGAUUCACUUCCCUCCACCGGCCUUUUAUCAACCUCCUCGCGCCACACUCUCCUUCGCUCUUACAAUCCCUCAUAGAACCAACCUCCCUGC
This is a messenger RNA of Mytilinidion resinicola, 812 nucleotides long. RefSeq lists its product as uncharacterized. The transcript has a single exon. The record is from RefSeq and is a predicted model, not a curated record. NCBI's taxonomy places the organism in Eukaryota, Fungi, Ascomycota, Dothideomycetes, Mytilinidiales, Mytilinidiaceae. The coding region runs from base 230 to 697 and encodes 155 amino acids.